Molecule: messenger RNA, 5182 nt
Organism: Gadus morhua (Atlantic cod)
Lineage: Eukaryota; Metazoa; Chordata; Actinopteri; Gadiformes; Gadidae
Gene: ide
Product: insulin-degrading enzyme
Biological process (GO): hormone catabolic process; peptide catabolic process; amyloid-beta metabolic process
Cellular component (GO): peroxisomal matrix; mitochondrion; cytosol
Molecular function (GO): metal ion binding; metalloendopeptidase activity
Source: RefSeq, a predicted model, not a curated record
UUGAAUUUUAAACCAUAAAGAGUCCUCGUUCUGCGUUUCCCGUCGAUUUAUCUGCUGAUAAUAGAUACUUUUAUGAACGAGUACUAAUAUACAUUUAAGAAUAAUCAAAUUUAUUGUAUCAUUCGUUUGGUUCUGGCAUCGUCUGCUUUAGUCUUUUAAAAAUGGCGCUCUGAAAUCGAGGAUUUGUUAUCCAUGGGUCCGAAGUAUGUUUCAGCGCAUUCACCGAUCGGCCCAGUUUACCAGAAAUAUUUUGCCGGCGGUGAAGAGUCUCUACGUUAAACAGGAUUCUAGGCUUGUGUCGUCCUUGCCCCUCAGAAUGACCGACCCGGCCGUGAAGAGGGUUGUGAGGGACAUCAUCCGCUCCCCUGAAGACAAGCGGCUGUACCGGGGCCUGGAGUUCACCAAUGGGCUGCGGGCCCUGCUCAUCAGCGACCCCACCACAGACAAAUCCUCUGCCGCCAUGGAUGUCCAAAUAGGUUCGUUAUCGGACCCGUCCAACAUCUCUGGGCUGGCCCACUUCUGUGAGCACAUGCUGUUCCUCGGCACAGAGAAGUACCCAAAGGAGAACGAAUACAGCCAGUUCCUCAGCGAGCAUGCCGGCAGCUCCAACGCCUUCACCAGCGGCGAGCACACCAACUACUACUUUGACGUGUCCCAUGAGCACCUGGAAGGAGCCCUCGACAGGUUCGCACAGUUCUUCCUGUGCCCGCUUUUUGACGAGAGCUGCAAGGACCGGGAGGUCAAUGCCGUGGACUCUGAGCACGAGAAGAACCUGAUGAAUGACGCCUGGAGGCUGUUCCAGCUGGAGAAGGCCACGGGUAACCCCGAUCAUCCCUUCAGCAAGUUUGGAACAGGGAACAAGCUGACCCUGGAGACGCGGCCGUCCAAGGAGGGCGUGGACAUCCGGCAGGAGCUGCUGAAGUUCCACUCCACCUACUACUCGUCUAACCUCAUGGGUCUCUGCGUGCUAGGGAGAGAAUCUCUGGAGGACUUGACCUCCAUGGUGGUGAAGCUUUUCGGAGAGGUGGAGAACAAGAACGUUCUCCCCGAGUUCCCCGAGCAUCCCUUCCAGGAGCAGCACCUCAGGCAAUUCUACAAAGUCGUCCCCAUCAAGGACAUCAGGAACCUGUACGUGACGUUCCCCAUCCCCGACCUGCAGCAGUACUACAAGUCCAACCCAGGGCACUAUCUGGGCCACCUGAUUGGCCACGAGGGACCAGGAAGUCUGUUAUCGGAGCUCAAGUCUAAAGGCUGGGUGAACACGCUGGUGGGCGGGCAGAAGGAGGGAGCCAGAGGCUUCAUGUUCUUCAUCAUCAACGUGGACCUGACCGAGGAAGGCCUUCUGCACGUGGACGACAUCAUCUUCCACAUGUUCCAGUACAUCACCAAGCUGCGCACGGAGGGGCCUCAGGAGUGGGUGUUCCAGGAGUGCAAGGACUUGAAUAACGUGGCCUUCCGGUUCAAGGACAAGGAGCGUCCCCGUGGAUACACGUCCAAAGUAGCCGGCCUUCUGCACUACUACCCGCUGGAGGACACGUUGGCGGCAGAGUACCUGCUGGAUGACUUCCGGCCAGACCUGAUCGAGAUGGUGCUGGAUAAGCUGAGACCGUAGCACGUCAGGGUGGCGGUGGUCUCCAAGUCGUUUGAGGGCCAGACGGACAAGAAGGAGGAAUGGUACGGCACAGAGUACAAGCAGGAGGCCAUCGCCGAAGAGGUGCUGCAGAAAUGGGCGAGUGCGGACGUCAAUGGAAAGUUCAAGCUGCCCAUGAAGAACGAGUUCAUCCCCACCCAGCUUCGCGAUACCCCCCCCACCCCCUACCCACCCGCCCUUGAAAAGGACCCCCCGCCCGUCCCCACUGACACUGCCAUGAGCAAGGUGUGGUUCAAACAGGAUGAUAAGUUCUUCCUGCCCAAAGCCUGCCUGAACUUUGAGUUCUCAGGUAACCCCUUUGCCUACGUGGACCCCUUGCAUUGUAACACCUAUUUAUACCUGGAGCUCCUCAAAGACUCCCUCAACGAGUAUGCAUAUGCAGCCGAGCUGGCCGGCUUGAACUAUGACCUCCAAAACACCAUCUAUGGGAUGUAUCUCUCUGUGAAGGGCUACAACGACAAGCAGCACAGUAUGCUGCUUGCAGCAAGUAUAUGCGGUCCCCUGAACAACUUCCGGGCGGAGCAACCACACCAGCACGCCAUGUACUACCUCCGCCUGCUCAUGACCGAAGUGGCCUGGACCAAAGACGAGCUGCGGGAGUCUCUGGAGGAUGUCACUCUCCCACGCCUCAAAGCCUUCAUACCGCAACUGUUGUCACGGUUACAUAUCGAAGCCCUUCUCCAUGGCAACAUCACCAAGGAGUCUGCGCUGGGCAUGAUGCAGCUGCUGGAGGACUCCCUCAUCGAGCAGGCUCACACCAAGCCCCUCCUUCCCAGCCAGCUGAUUCGCUACCGGGAGGUGCAGGUGCCGGACGGGGGGUGGUACGUGUACCAGCAGAAGAACGAGGUGCACAACAACUGCGGCAUUGAGAUCUACUACCAGACGGACAUGCAGACGACCCGGGAGAACAUGCUGCUGGAGCUCUUCUGCCAGAUCAUCUCGGAGCCCUGCUUCAACACGCUGCGCACCAAGGAGCAGCUGGGCUACAUCGUGUUCAGCGGGCCGCGGCGGGCCAACGGCGUGCAGGGCCUGCGCUUCAUCAUCCAGUCGGAGAAGGCGCCCCACUACCUGGAGAGCCGCGUGGAGGCCUUCCUGGUCACCAUGGAGACGGCGGUGGGCGAGAUGAGCGACGAGGCGUUCCAGAAGCACAUCCAGGCGCUCGCCAUCCGCCGCCUCGACAAGCCCAAGAAGCUGGCGGCCGAGUGCGCCAAGUACUGGGGCGAGAUCAUCUCCCAGCAGUACAACUUCGACCGCGAUAAUAUUGAAGUGUCCUACCUGAAGACCUUAACGAAGGAGAAUGUAAUGCAGUUCUACCGGGACCUGCUGGCCAUGGACGCCCCCAGGAGGCACAAGGUGUCUGUCCACGUGCUGUCCAGAGAGAUGGAGACCUGUCCCGUCGUGGGGGAGUUCCCCGCCCAGAAUGACAUCGCCUUGGCCCCCGCCCCCUCCCUACCCUCGCCCACCGUGGUGCAGGACAUGACGGACUUCAAGAGGAACCUGCCCCUCUUCCCUCUGGCUAGACCCCACGUCAACUUCAUGGCCGCCAAACUGUGAAGCAUCCCCCCCCCCCCCCCCCCCCCCCGGACCCUCAUCCCCUCCAUCACCCACUCCACCUCCACCCACCAGCCACCGUCUCCCACACCUCCUGAGGGGGCAACACCUGGGCAGGACCUGGGGGCGCGUGGAGGAGAGGCAGGGGGGGGCGGGGGGGGGGGGAAGAGCGUGCAUGAGCAUGCUCCACUCCAUGCAGUGGAACUUUAGGCACACAGACACACACGUACACACAGACACGCACACACACUCACACAUAAACACGCGUCAAAUUACGUCAAGGCAGAACUGUUUUAAUAGAGUGUAUCACACGGAUGCUGCGCAACGAUAGGUUCUUUCUUUUUGUCAUGAUGGACAUUAAGCUGUAGCAAUCCAGGACAUUAGCUCACAUGAAGGUCUUUUAUUUUUAUCUUGCGUUUUCGUGUUUUGUCUUUUAACACUUAUGUUGCGUAUCGACCGCUUGAGGCUCCACGAUCACCCCCCGCCCCCAAAACGAUGAGCCCUGACGCCGUCGCGCGACAGAAGUUAUAUUUUAUUGAGGUCCAUGUGUAUUGAGGAAUGUUUGCCUCGUGAGGGAGGGUUUUAAUCAAAGGUUGGAAAGGUUUUGAAAUGUCUUGCUAGAAUGCUGGGAUCGUCAGAGUGCUCCUAUAAUCUGCUUGUUUUUGGUUGAGAAAGCAUGCCCCUGAAACGUUUGAUUUUAAACCUUUAUCGUUUUGUUUAUUCUGUUUUUCUAGAGUUGUGAAAUAUAUGGACUUCAUCUCAGGGGUUCCCCUACUUGCUUUUUGUUUUUAUCAGUAAAUAAAAUGAUUUUAAUUGACAUCCUUCCUUUCCCCUAGCACUAUCUGUCAAAGCGGUGGUAGGAUUCUCCUUUUAUUGGCCGGUUAAAGACAGGGAGGUCUUCGUUAUUGCUUAGGGUCUUCAGUUUGCUUUCAGAGAGGGUGGUAUGUGCCUUUCUAAAGGAUUGCUGUGGCUGUCUAGACUUGGACUUUGGAUAAGGAAUAUAUAUCUGCUAUAGGCCUCAUGUAAACUAUAGCCUGCUCUCCUUUACUGUCAUUUAUCCCGCAUCUUCUUAACUAAGCUGCUCUCACUCUGUGGCAGCUAUAGCACCGACCCCGCGUUAUGAUCAGAGCGAAUACACAUAUAUUGAUGGCAGGAAAGACACGCAAAAAAAAAUGAAGUUAUUUUUGACACGACCAUCCUAUAUGCACUUCCGUCAUUUAAGCAAUAAAACGUGGGAUCUGGCGAUCGGUUUGAAAAUAUUAAAAUCACCUUUCUCCGCACUAUUGACUAGUAUUGCCACGACAGCCAUGUCCGCAUGCUGUGCUCCCAGCGGACCGCGUUCUCAUUUUUUUAAUAGGUCCAUGGUUCUCACACAGCCUAGAAGAACAGUGCAGGGAACCGCAGUCACGCUGGGCCGACGGCGUGGCCCGACUCUCUCAGGUGCUAACCGGCCUUCGCCAAGUCAAGACUGCUGGCUGGGAAAUGCUGUCACUUCACGGCCAAAGUCCGUUUUGUCAUUUUUUUUUCGUUCAUCCACCCGUGUACCGUUUCUCUCAGGCCUAGUAGUUCGACCAUCUGCAGUAUUCAAAAUACAAAUAAACGAUGCUUAUUUAGUUACCGAAAACUUCUCCAGCGUUUUCCAGCAUUUUAUUAUUUCUUGACUAACCAAAGCGAAUAACGUCCCUAAUGAAUUUGAUUUGAAUGCAACCUCUUACGCGCAUGAUCCGUUGCAACAUUAACAGAAACGAUUGAUUCUGGUGGAAACUGUCAACCAGCAGCAACAGAAGGUCAACAAACGUUGCCCAAUGAUUCCAGCCUUCGGCAAGCCAAUUUUACACAUCCACCCAAAAGUUGAAUGUACAUCAUGGUGUACAAUCGAACUGAAGCAUUAAAGGUACAUACUUUGCCUCAAUUUUCAUAUCCAGUGAUGCAACACUGUAGUUUGUCUCCUGUUUAUAAUUAAUAAAUGAUGUAAUUGAA